This is a messenger RNA of Daldinia caldariorum, 1062 nucleotides long. RefSeq lists its product as uncharacterized. The transcript is spliced from 2 exons. Lineage: Eukaryota; Fungi; Ascomycota; Sordariomycetes; Xylariales; Hypoxylaceae. The record is from RefSeq and is a predicted model, not a curated record. Gene Ontology annotation, cellular component: nucleolus; U12-type spliceosomal complex. Gene Ontology annotation, biological process: positive regulation of mRNA splicing, via spliceosome. Bases 1 to 1062 code for a protein of 353 amino acids. Gene Ontology annotation, molecular function: RNA binding.
AUGUCGGGGGCGAAGCAUUGGGAGCAAGACAAAGAAGCCACCGUCUAUGUGGGUAAUAUCGACGAACGCGCUACCGAUGCUCUGAUAUGGGAGCUGAUGGUCCAAGCCGGCCCUGUAGUCAACGUACAUCUCCCCAAAGACCGCGUCACCCAGUCGCAUCAAGGCUUCGGCUUUGUUGAGUUUAAUGGCGAAGUCGACGCCGAUUACGCUGCCAAAAUCAUGAACGGCAUUCGCCUGUACGGCAAGCUAUUACGCGUUAACAAGGCAUCCGCAGACAAGCAGAAGCCCCUCGAAAUCGGUGCCGAGCUCUUCAUCGGCAAUCUCGACCCCAUGGUCGACGAAAAGAUUCUCUACGAUACCUUCGGCAGAUUCGGCACCCUCAUCGCCCCGCCUAAGGUUGCUCGCGACGACAAUGGCUUAAGCAAAGGAUACGGUUUUGUUAGUUAUAGCAGUUUCGAGGCCAGCGACGACGCUAUUAACAACAUGAACGGUCAAUUCCUGAUGAACAAGGAUAUCAGUGUGCAGUACGCGUACAAGAAGGAUGGUAAAGGCGAACGCCACGGAGAUGAAGCCGAGAGAAUGCUUGCCGCCCAAGCGAAGAAGCACAACGUCACCAUCGAAAGCCAACCCAUGCCGCCCGCGCUCCUUCAGAACCCUAUUCCAGCUCCCCCGCCUGCUGCAGUUGCUCCUCCACCAGCCAUGGCUCCUAGCGGAUUUGACCCUUCCCUAGCCGCUGGCGUCCCCCCGCCGAGGCCGCCGGUUGGCUUUACCCCUCCCGCUCAUCGUGGGCCUCCUCCGCCGUUUGCUGUUAAUGGCGCGCCUCUGCCACCGGGAGCCGGAAGGCCAAAUGUUUUACCGCCUGCUCCGUCAGGCCUGCCAGCGCGCCCUCCGCCCUCGCAAGCUGGGUACGGCAGUCCGGCAGACUUCCAUCCUGGAGGGUUCCGGAUGCCCCCUCCGGGUUUUGGCCCUCCCCCUGGUAACAUACCACCUCCGCCUCCCGGGUUCGCUCCUGCCCCUGGAUACAUUCCACCUGAAGGUCAAAAUCCGGGUUAUGGCCGAUGA